Messenger RNA from Saccoglossus kowalevskii, 3735 nucleotides. Its product is annotated as glutamate--cysteine ligase regulatory subunit-like. Gene Ontology annotation, cellular component: glutamate-cysteine ligase complex. The record is from RefSeq and is a predicted model, not a curated record. Gene Ontology annotation, biological process: glutathione biosynthetic process. NCBI's taxonomy places the organism in Eukaryota, Metazoa, Hemichordata, Enteropneusta, Harrimaniidae. Gene Ontology annotation, molecular function: glutamate-cysteine ligase catalytic subunit binding; enzyme regulator activity.
AUGGAGCUAAAUGGUCAUACCCUAGAGCAGCUAAAAAUCAGUCUCCUUGCAACUCUUAACAGUUGGUUUAAGCAUACUGACAGGGAUAGCCUGAAAAACCUUCAAACAGUGGAAUGUUUUGACUAUAAAUACAUUGAAAAGAUACCAGAGGCGGAGCGCUACACCUUGAAGCUUACUGUCAAAUUAUUUGUGUGCAAUGUUGAGCCAGAAUUAAUGCGGCAGGCAGUUGACAGGGUUUGUUUGGAGCUGGGUGUUACAAAAAUAGACCUUUUGUUGCUGUCAAUGCCUGAGAAGCCAUUUGAAGAAGAUCUGACAAUCGAACACUUUAAACCGCUGUGGAUAAUGCUGGAAACAUUAGUGGAUGAAGGGAAAAUAGAGGCCUUAGGUGUCAGUGAUCUGGACAAAAUUAUGCUGGAACAACUGUUUAUAUGGUCAAAGGUGAAGCCAAGCAUCAAUCAAGUGAAUUUGCAAUCCUGCUGCGUUAUGCCGCCGGAGAUGACAGAGUUUGCCAAAGAAAAUGAGAUACAACUUCUGACACACUCGGAUCCAAAAGAAAUUCUUCCUCCUAAAGUAUUCCGAGAUGUGUUGAGUGAGACGUGCCAUCCGGAUGAUGGUGCCAACUGGUUUCCAUCAUGGAUUCUUCGAUAUUCAGUUCUCAUUAAACAACGUGGAAUCAUCAAGACCAAGGGAUACAUUGUAAAAUCACAGAGGUUGGGUCAGCAAGAGAUGUUUUAGGACACAGUUCAGAAAUCAACUUUAAGUCAAUCAUCUUUAUACGUGCAACUAAAUUGUUUUUUUAUUUUAAAGAUAAGUUUUAUAUCGAGAAUGUUGGCAACACGUCUUUUGUGGCAGUUCAAAAUAAUUUAUUUGACACUGAGGGUACUGUAAAUUCAUAUGACCUGAUUUCAAUUCUAAUUUUGGUAAUUGCUAUUUUUGAUAAUUUAAACACCUUUGGUCUUGUGAUGUGAACUACAUUUGUACAUAUGUGCUUGGGUCGUAUGUUCUCUAUGUUUUGCUGCAGCUCAGAUUUGUUGACUUUGUUACUGUGACUACAGUCUUCCUACUGUGUUGUUAAAUGUGACUAGACACGUGUACACAUCAGACAGCACAUCUCCACAAUGAAAUGAAGAAUUGGUAAUCCCACCUUAUUUAAAAAGUACAAAGUUCAUAAAUAGAAAGUUCCUCUGAUUUUCAUUGCCUUGCUGAGGUUUACACAUCUAGUGAAUGCUGAGAAUAUUAAUAAGAAAGUUGUUCCCAAGGAUACCACAAAAUAUGCCCUUAGACGAUAAACUAUUACAACUGUUGAUAAUUCCUCUGUACUGUAUUUGUGCAUAAUUUGUGACAUCUCCAUAGUAACCUCAUAGCAUUUCCUUUAUUGAACACCUACCUCAAAAUGUAAACAGAUUUUGUCAAAUUGUUGUUUAUCAUCUACAGUUCAUCAGUUUCGAAUUUACAAAUACCAUUAUACUUGCACAUUUUGUGUAUGCAUUUUCAAUAGAUUCAGACUUUUUUUUUUAUUUUUAGCAGUGAAUCAUUUUUUAAUCAGUUUAGUCUUUCUAUUAAUAACCAUAUAUUGUGACUGUGUGAUUAAUGUGUACAUGUAUAAAUGUUAUUCGAGUGAUUGAAAAUGACCCAUCAAAUAAAAACGAUUUUCAAAUAAGGUUACCCUUGAACAACAACAACAAUAUCUUAACAAUAUCCAAAUGAUUAAAACAAAUGCAUGUGCAGGAAUUGAGUCCUCAGCGACGAUAACAACACAGCAAAAUGCAAAGGUUCAUUUGUAGAUGCUUAUUUGUAAACAAUUACAUGCUACGGUUACUGUUUCAUGUACAGGUGGUGACUCCCAUGCUUUAAUUUGAAGUUGAUGUACUUGAAGCCGGACAUUGUUGUUACACAAACGUAAUUUCCCUGUGAUACAUUUGUCAUAUUCACUUCAUUUCACAAAUAUUGUCAAUUGCUUUGAAAAUUAACUUUGAAAUCAGGAAAAAAUCAUUUUAAUUUCGUGUAAUUUUAGUUCUAAAAAUCUGGAAAUGUUUCCCUCUUAAACGAACAUCAUUAAAUCUAUUAUAUAUUUUUAGCCCUGAAAAUUAAAAUUGUUUACAGUAUUCAGCAAAAAGGGAAAUUACUAAAAGUUUUCAUUUUCUGACUGUCAAAAAAUGAAUACAUGAAUGCAUUGUGCCUUCAAACCAUAUUUAAUAUUUUUCUUCUAUUAAAAAAAAUCUAAAAUCUAGAAAUGUUCCCCUGCUUGAACGAACACCAUUAAAUCUAUUAUAUAUUUUUAGCCCUAAAAAUUAGUUUACAGUAUUUAGCAAAAAGGGAAAUUACUAAAAGUUUUCAUUUUCUGACUGUCAAAAAAUGAAUACAUGAAUGCAUUGUGUCUUCAAACCACAUUUAAUAUUUUUCUUCUAUUAAAAAAAUAUAAUUUUAUUGAAUGAAUGCUCGAGCCAAAUUAAUUUUUAUUCUAUACACUUCACAUUUUCAAAGAGGGAUUUAUAUGCAGCUAAUAUACAUGUAUUAAUGGCUGCGGCUUGAAAAAUAAGUCUUUUUUUAAAUUUAAUUUGGGGGGGGGGGUAGAUUCUUGAGAUAAGGUAAUUAGAAAAUUAUACAUAUAUGUGUAGUAAUAUUAUAAAUGUAUAUUGUAAUUAAUUUGUAUGUUAGUUUUAUUGCAUAACCUGUGAAUCAGAACCACUACUUAUUAUGAGGGAAUGAAAUAAAUAGAUGUGUGUACAUAUAUAUACGUAAUAUGAUAGAAUGGGAAAAUUAGUGCAGUUCACUCAAAAUAUCUAAUCUACAUGACCGCAGAUUAAUGCCUGAAUGGUAUAUUCAUUUUCGGUGAAUAAGCUGAACAGAGAUAAAUUUCAAAUUAUCUUUUUACUACCUUGUGAUAUAUAUGGUUGCUCCACUUCUGGUCAUUAUGAAUAUGAAGAUAUUUUACCAAAUCAGCUUCAGUUUAGUAUCAAACGUGUUAGAUUCCUUCUUGUAGUCAUCCAAGUUGUAUGUCAAGAAUGGAAAGCUAUCUCGAAAAUAUGGCACAAUAUUUAAAGUAUUUAAAAAUUUCUUCAUAGUGUCAAACCCUGCUUUUUCAGUCAUUUUUAUUUAAAAAAUGAGCAAAAUGUUUACAAUUGAGGUUAGUAAUUCAUGCAACUAGUUUGGUUACCAAAAAUUUUAUUUCUUUAAAGGAACAAAUAACCAAUCACUAGGCAAUAACUGUUCGGCAUUUCCGGAAAUUCUCGUGUUAAGUGUGUCACUCCUUAAAGGGGCACUUCCAGUUAAGGCUAAUCUCACAACAAAUUUACUUUCUGGAUUGAAAUUACAAUGGAUAACAAAAGAUAGAUUAACUUUGUAAACAACAUAAACAAUAGUGUCCCAUGAUUCUUUGGUGCAAUCCAUGGGAUUGAGCGGCUCCCCUUUAAAUAAUGAAACCUUACUGUUUUAUAUGACUUGUUAAAGCAAGACAAAAUAGAAAUCUUCAUAUUUUUUUGCAUCUAUUCAUAAGAAUCUAUUAUGUAUAUCUGCAUGUUUUUAAUUCAUUUGACCAAUAUGUGGUUCCAAUUGUCAUUACCUUAAGCCAAUUGGAUAUUAAGUCAGCUGUAUAAAACUUGUAAAUAAAUGGAGUUAUGUAUUAUACCCCAUUUAAUCUGAAUAUUUUGUGAUAGAUUUUUAUUUUGUAGUAUAAUCCUCCUGUUGUAAUUGCACUAUUGUACAGGAUUCUGUCAAAAUAAAUAUUUCCUAAAA